Molecule: messenger RNA, 1895 nt
Organism: Suillus discolor
Lineage: Eukaryota; Fungi; Basidiomycota; Agaricomycetes; Boletales; Suillaceae
Exons: 4
Coding region: 1-1833 (610 amino acids)
Molecular function (GO): protein binding
Source: RefSeq, a predicted model, not a curated record
AUGUCUGACCUUGAUGAGGCCAUUGAGCUCCAUCGGGCUGCAUUACUUUUUCCCUCCGGUCAUUCAGAUCGAUCCUCAUGUCUGAACAAUCUUGCAAACAGCCUUCGAAACAGAUUCCAGCAGUGUGGCAUGAUGUCUGACCUUGAUGAGGCCAUCGAGCUCCAUCAGGCUGCAUUACUCCUCCGUCCCCCCAGACUCAGCCUUUGGGACAGAUUCCUGCAGCGGGACAUGAUGUCUGACCUUGAUGAGGCCAUCGAGCUCCAUCGGGCUGCAUUACUUUUUCCCUCCGGUCAUUCAGAUCGAUCCUCAUGUCUGAACAAUCUUGCAAACAGCCUUCGAAACAGAUUCCAGCAGUGUGGCAUGAUGUCUGACCUUGAUGAGGCCAUCGAGCUCCAUCAGGCUGCAUUACUCCUCCAUCCCCCCGGUCAUUCACUUCGAUCUUCAUCUCUGAACAAUCUUGGACUCAGCCUUCGAGACAGAUUCCAGCAGUGGGGCGUGAUGUCUGACCUUGACGAGGCCAUCAAGCUCCAUCAGGCUGCAUUACUCCUCUGUCCCCCUGGUCAUUCAGAUCGAUCUUCAUCUCUGCACAAUCUUCCACUCAGCCUUCAAGACAGAUUCCGGAAAUGGGACGUCCAGUGUGACCUUGACGAAGCAUUUAGCUUGUACUCUCAACUCUCCCACCUAUCACAUGCAGCAUCUCGCACACAUCUUAGUGCUGCCAAGUCAUGGGCGGCCUCCGCCGAAAUAUUCAAUCACCCAUCUGCAUUGCUUGCUUAUAAAGUUGCACUGAAAUUCUUGGAUCAGCAAGUUGCCUUCCUGUCGUCUUCUUCGCAUCACUUCGAUGUCAUCAGGGAGGCUGUUUCUUCUCUUGCCACAGAUGCUUUUUCAUGCAGUGUUCGUUGUGGUUCGCUGACCACUGCGGUGGAGUUGGUGGAGCAAGGUCGUGCAGUGUUCUGGACCCAGUUGGCACGCUUCAGCACACCACUCGAUGAACUUUCUGAUUCAGGUGACGCCGGCAUGGUCUUGGCAGAAGAGUUCAAACAUCUGAAGACCAAUCUUCGCAAAUCCGACAAAUUACUGCAGUGGGAUGAUGUUGUCUCGCGCGUUCGCAUGCUCCCUGACUUUUCGUGUUUUCUCCUACCUCCACUCUUUUCUGACCUCCAGAAGGUGGCCGAAGAUGGCCCAGUGAUAAUUGUCAAUGCUAGUCAGCACAGCUGCAACACCUUGAUCAUCCAUGGUGCAGGAGAUCCUGUCCAUGUUCCACUUGACAUUAAACAAGCCGAAGUGUCCGAAUUCUCCUCAGAGUUCCAAUCACUCGCAGAGCAGUUUGGUUCUUCUGAUUAUCAACUUGUGCUUGUCGGCAUCCUUCACAAGCUUUGGAAUGAUGUCGUUGACCCCGUAGUCCGAGCUCUCAGGGAGUCUGAAGUUCGCCCUGGUUCACCCGGACCAUAUGAGAAGGGGAGAGACAAUUUAUCUGACAUUUACAUAUCCUCUUACACCCCCACUUUGGCGACUCUCGUUCAUGCAAGACAGCAGGUUUCUCGAGAUGCGUCCUCCCAACAUUUCGUUGCCAUCGGUCAAGGCAACCCGGUUGAAGGGAAGGAGCUCAAAUGUGUCGCUCCUGAGCUAGCCGUCGUCGCUCGCCACAUUACUCCCGUCAUCUCCUUCACAUCCCUCGAGGAUGCCAACGCAACAGUCGAGGGUGCAUUCGAUGCACUCAACCAUAAUCAAUGGCUUCAUCUUGCCUGCCAUGGAAUGCCGAAUCGGACGCAGCCAUUCGAGUCUUCCUUCGCUAUGCGCGACGGGCCCUUAAUGAUCAAGGAUAUCAUCUGAUCCAACUCGCAGAACCCACAGUUUGCAUUCUUAUCAGCCUGCCACACUACCACUGGCGACAA